Ricinus communis (castor bean) is the source of this 1773-nucleotide messenger RNA. Its product is annotated as zinc finger CCCH domain-containing protein 62. The record is from RefSeq and is a predicted model, not a curated record. Lineage: Eukaryota; Viridiplantae; Streptophyta; Magnoliopsida; Malpighiales; Euphorbiaceae.
UUAUCAUUUUAAUGAAUAAAGAUUUGUAUAUUAUUCUAAUUCUAAAAUUACCUUCAAAUUUCAUGGCUGGUAGUUGGGCCCUAAGCAAGAUCAAUUAAUAUGGCUUUAUUUCAAAAGUAAUCUUCCUGUUUGGAAAACAUAAAAUUAAGAGGAAGAAUUUAUAACUAAUAGCAUUCAAAAUAUCACCAGGACAACAUUUCUACAAAUAUUUGAAGAUGACUGACAGGAAUCGCAAGCGCAUGAUUAUUUGCGUCUCUUCUAGUGAAGAGGAAGAAGAAGAAGAAGGAGGAGGAGGAGGAAGCGAAAACAACGACGAUGACGAUAGUGAAUAUGAAGAAAUCAGCGAAGAUGCAAGCGAUUUCAGCGAAGAUGGUCCGGAAUCGGAUUCUGUGGAUGAAGAGAACGAGGAAGCUCUCUGCAGAAGAGUCAUUUGCUUUCUCAACGAGGGGAGAGAUUUAGAAGCUUUAAGUUUAAAAGAGUACAAAGCAUAUCUCCGUAAGCAUGGCCUCCGGCUAGCUGGGACUAAGGCAGUUUGUAUGGAAAGAAUUAAGAACCACUCGAGGAUAAAGGAUGGAAAUGGAGAAUCACUUUACCCUAGAUCAUCCUUUGUCUUUAAUUGUACAGGUGAUGUCUGUAAGGGAGAUGUAGUUCUGUUCACCCAGAAAGUUUAUGAGAAGUUUGAUAAAGUGACAAGACGUGGGAAUCUUCUUGGGAAGAGAACUGUAGCGGGCAGGGUAGUAAAGGAAAGUUAUGGUUCUGCCAAACAACAACAUACAUUUACAGUUGAAGUACUGUGGAGCAAGGGGGUAAAGAAAUUGCAUCCACUUUUUCCAUUGCUUGUGAAGGGCCGUAACCUAUACAAAUUAAAGACUUUCAGGCAGCCCUGGAAUAAUGAAGCAGAAAGACCAAAAGUCCUUGCUGAGAAGCAUAAACGAGGUACAGCUGCAAGACUUGUGAGAGCAAUGAAGAAAUCGAAGAAAGAAGUGUCUGCAACUGGACGACGGAGUGGAGGUGCGAAGCGUCAGAAGUGUUCCCGCCAUCUAAUUCUCUCUCAAACCAUAAAGAUGGACGAGACAGGGAACAGGCAGCAUGGUUCUGGGCAUAAAAAAGACACGUCGCGCCAAUAUGCACAAGUCUUUAAUCAUAACAAAAAGGUCCCACCAGCUAGACAACUGAACUCGAAGCGAAACAUUAGGUCAGAUGUUGGCUCUAAACCUACCCGGAGGCAUCUGAAACGUGGGCGCCUCAAUGAGGGCGCGGACCCAGCUCGUCAUGCCUUCGCUUACAUUCGCCAAAGUCCUUGUCAAUCGUCACGAAUAGCAUUUCACGACCGAACUGUACCAUUCCACUUUUCUGGUCAUGAUAUGGGCUCCACUUCCACUCUCACGAUGAUGCCUCCUUUGGGCCCUUAUGUUAAUACAGUUGGGCUUCCUGUUUCUCCAUAUCAGUGGGUUAACCAUAGAAAUGAAACACGCCAUGACCACUCAAAUCCUAGCUACAACAUUGGUAGAAAUUGGAGUCACUUCUCUGAGUUGACUGAUGGAAUUUACCAAUCUUCUCAGGGAGUGGAGACAGACAUAUCGACAGAGCAAGAAAGGUUUUCAGAGUUUUCAUCGAUGAGAUGACGUGACCCAACAUUUGGUACCCGAGAUACUACUGCCUUUUCUAGAAGUUAAAAUUACACAAACAGUGUUUGUAUUUUUCAAAUUUUGUUACUUUGAUGUCUGAAUAUUCUCUUUUGAUAAAUCAAGUGGUAGAAUAUUAAAAAGGUUA